AUGCCACUCCUCAACCGCCUCGCCCGCCCAGCAGCGACCGCCCUCCGCCGCCCCUUCUCCCCCGCAACCCUCCCACGCUUCUCCUCCACCUCCUCUGCCACAUACGAAAACAUCAUCCUCUCCCACCCCCCGACCCGGCGUCGCACAAAUCACCCUAAACCGGCCGAAAGCCUCACGCCCUCUCCUCCGCCCUCUUCGUCGAACUCAACUCCGCCCUCGCAGCCCACGAGGCGGACCCAGAUGUCUCACGAACGCGCCUUCGCCGCCGGCGCAGAUAUCAAGGAGAUGGCCACCCUCACUUUCAGCGAAGCAUAUACAAACAACUUCAUCGCGCCCUGGUCCACAAUAACAACCCUGCGAAAACCCGUCAUCGCCGCCGUAAGCGGCCACGCCUUGGGCGGAGGCUGCGAGCUGGCAAUGAUGUGCGACAUCCUCUACAGCACAAAGACCGCCAACUUCGGGCAACCAGAAAUCAAACUCGGCACGAUCCCCGGCGCCGGCGGCUCACAACGCCUCACCCGCGCCAUCGGCAAAUCAAAAGCCAUGGAGUUGAUCCUCACCGGCAACAGCUUCUCCGGCGCCGACGCAGAAAAGUACGGCUUGGUCGCAAAGGCAUUCGAGACGCAUGAAGAAUUGAUCAACGGAGCGCUGGACACAGCAGAGAAGAUUGCGCGGUACAGCAAGGUCGCCGUCGUAGCAGCGAAAGAAGUCGUCAACAAGUCGCAAGAGUUGAGUUUGAGGGAAGGCGUGGAGUUUGAAAGGAGGGUGUUUCAUGGGUUGUUUGGAAGUCAGGAUCAGAAGGUUGGGAUGAAGGCGUUUGCGGAGAAGAAGAAGGCGGAGUGGACGCAUUCAUGA
Cyphellophora attinorum is the source of this 855-nucleotide messenger RNA. RefSeq names its product putative enoyl-CoA hydratase, mitochondrial. The record is from RefSeq and is a predicted model, not a curated record. Gene Ontology annotation, cellular component: mitochondrion. The transcript is spliced from 2 exons. NCBI's taxonomy places the organism in Eukaryota, Fungi, Ascomycota, Eurotiomycetes, Chaetothyriales, Cyphellophoraceae. Bases 1 to 855 code for a protein of 284 amino acids. Gene Ontology annotation, biological process: fatty acid beta-oxidation. Gene Ontology annotation, molecular function: enoyl-CoA hydratase activity.